Messenger RNA from Ectocarpus sp. CCAP 1310/34, 4449 nucleotides. Lineage: Eukaryota; Phaeophyceae; Ectocarpales; Ectocarpaceae. The record is from the annotation of a GenBank genome assembly.
CAAGCAGAGAGGGCACUGACAGCAAGGGAGCGCAUGUCGUGGUGUGUGGUGGUUUUUGUGAUCCAUAGAUCCUAAGGGAGAAGCCUCGGAUGGUCGUUCGCUGCUCAGCAGACCAGCAGCCAUGGCGUCGCAGCAACUGUACAGCUACCUGGGGAGGGCGGCGCUGUGGGAGCGUGUUUCAUCCAAGCUCGCGGACAACGGGACAGAGCUGGCCCCGUGCGACGCUCGAGCGUUGAAGGACCUCUGCGCGGGAGUGACCUGGAUGCAAAGGGUACCGCCGGCCGUGCUGGCGAGCUACCGCGCACUAUACGUGGUUCUGAGGGGGCACGCCGCGGCCGCCGAGGACGAGAUAAAUCGGGACAUCAUGCGGACGGUCCGGGGCACGACCGGCCUCCUUCUCGACCUGAGCUCGGAGGACUCGAGGAGCGACUUCGCCGGGUCGAUCAACCGCGUCCUUAACGCGCUCGCCCACGUGGACGACAUGGGCUACUGCCAGGGUCAGAACUACGUGGUGGACGUGAUGAUGAAGGCCGGUCUCCCCGAGAGGGAGACGUUCUGCCUCUUCCUCUACCUCUUGCGGCAGGGCCACUUCCACGGCAUGUACCGGAAGGAGGUGGCGAUGCUGGCGGGCUACAUGGACAAGCUCGAGGGGCAGCUGAGGGGCCGGCUUCCCGACCUCGCCGCGCACUUCGAGGCGGAGCACUACCCGCCGCCCCUCUACGCCCUGGAGUGGAUCACGACCUUCUUUGGGCUCGCCGCCCAGCCGCUGGUGUCCCUGGUCGCGCUUGACCUCUUCCUGGCCGGCGCUCGGAACCCGGUGCUGAGGCUGUGCGUGUCUCUCCUGGGAGAGAUGGAGCAGGGGCUGCUGGGUCUCGACCAGGAGGGGCUGCUCAAGGACUUCCGGUCCAGGGCGGUCGGGGUCGACGCCGAAGGGGUGAUCGUGCGAGCGCUGAGCGACGGCGGCAAACGCGGCGGCGGCAAACGCGGCGGCGAGGGGGGCAGCUCGAGCGGGGGAGAGGGAGUGGAGGCGAAGCGGUCGAGCCAAGGCGAGGUCGCCGACGCCGGGGAGCUGGGUUGGUCCACAGGGCCUGACUAUUUACUCGUGCUUCGUUCCCGCCACUGCCAGACCUUGGGCCUGAUGGAGCUGAGGGAAGAGGCGAAGAGCGGCCUGAUCGUGGAGCACUCUUCGCUACAGGACGCCCUGCUGGCGGUGACCCGGUCCCUCGGCUGGGACAGCCUGCGGACCUGCUGGCUGGAGACCUGUCUGGCGGCCCGGAGCGACCACGAGCGACACACCCUCGCGAGCCAGGCCCUCCGGUUCGUGAUAGCCAACGGGGGCCACGUGAAGGCGGCCUCGUUUAUGCUCGGGGUGGGCGGGGCGGACGCGAACGAGGUGGACUCGCGCCUCCUCUCUCCGCUCCACCUCGUCGCCAUGUUCAACCGCCCAGACAUCGCAAGGGUGCUGCUCAUGUGCGGUGCGUCUCCGCGGCUGGUCGGCGGGGUUACCCGGGCCGCCGCGGCUCGAGGAGGGAAGCUCUGGUCCCCCUUGGAGAUGGCGGAGGAGGUGUGCACGGAAGGGGGCGCCCUGGACGACGCGAGUGUCGCGGUAGGGCCUGCGGCGCUGUACGUCCUUCGGGGCCUGGUGUGCCUCCAGUGCAACCUCAAGCUGCCGAGACCCGAGCGGUGCGGGACUUGCAAGCUGACCUUCUGUAAGUCGUGUCGCGGAAGCCACUUCUGCGUGGGGAAGCUCAACCUGCCUCGAGGAGUUGCAGAGAUCGGGGAAGGCGGUGGCGGAGGCCGUACCAGNGAAGGCAGUGGCGGAGGCCGUACCAGGCCGGGGAGGGGGGGUAGUGGUUCGAGAAGCGCCGGUUCAGGCGGAGGUGGCGGAAGGGCUAGGCUUGAGAGCGCCACGCUAUGGGAGUUGGGAGGGGCGAUUGGGGACGACUGGGAAGAGCUGUUCAGCGAGGGAAACGCAAACGCCCGCGGCGGAGUUGCCCGUGGAUCGGGUGUGGAGGAGGACAGCUGGAAGCCGGGGGGGCUCCGACGGUCGGGCCCCGGAACGAUCACUUCGACCGAAGAGAUCAUGGAGGCUAGCGUCGGGUCGUCGUGCCUGUCCAUGUCCUCGUCCCCUGUUUCGUGGGAGACGAUGCCUUCGGUCCUGCUGGGCACGUGGGAGCGGAGGCCGCAGACGACGGUCCCUAAGGACCGGCACAGGCUGUUCGACAACUCGGCCGCCUUCGUUCGCGCCUGCUUUCCCGCUCAGACAUGGCUGCAGCAUCACAUGGAAGAGGAGAUGGGUUUAUCGCUCGGAGGAACGCUUUCUCGGCACGGCUGGGGCGGACCGUUCAAGGGUUUGGGAAUGGAUGGCGAGCACUUCAAUCCCGAAAUCAUGCAAGCGGCUAGCUCCACGGGGCUACAUAGACACAUGAGCUGGGUGAUGGCUGAGUCGGGGGUUCCGUGGGAGGCGAAUGACGACGCCUGGUGCUGCCCGGAGUGCUUCAUUUUGUUCUCUCUCAACGUGUUCCGGCACCACUGCCGGGGCUGCGGCCAAGUAUACUGCAGCGCCCACGCCCCGCCCACACCGGUGCCGUCCGAUGACCGACCCCUCAAGCUGUGCUGGUCGUGUGUCCUGGAAGGGGCGGUUCCUCUCCCGGCUUCCCUACUGGGAGAGGAUGAGGACGACGACGAGGACGAUGACGACGACGACGUUUUCGACGAGAAUUCAAUACUGGGUAUGUCCCCGAGCAGCGCUCGAGGGAUCGCGGCGGAGCAAGAGCUCCUGUCCCCUACCGUGGCCGCGAUGAACUUGGACGCCGCGACCGCAGCUGCUGCCGCCGGGGCCGCGUACAUCGCGCCGUCGCAACAUAACCCGGACUACCUGAGGGGGCAAACUGGUAGCGAGGGAAGGCUCGGCGGAAGCGGCGGAGAGCGAAAGCCGCGAGGGCACAGGGCGAAAGCGGGCAGCAUCGGCGGCAGUAUCGAGGGAGGGCGCGGCGGCCGCGGCGGCGGCGGCGACGACGAGCGAAAGCAGCGAGGGCACAAGAAAGCGGCCAGUGUCGGCGGCAGCGGUUUCCUGUCCGCCCUUGUGUCUCUGAUAGAGGUCGUGGCCAGCCCUACCUCUCCCAUGCGGUCGCGCGGCGGCGGCGGCGGUGGUGGUAAGAAGCCCGACGUGGAAAAGGAGUCGGGCGAGGAGGAGGAGGNAGGAGGAGGAGGAGGAGAAGGAGAGAACUGGCGAGCGGGUUGGUCUACGCUGCCUCCCUCCGGAGAGGGCCUGGCGAUAGAAGUCCAACAGCAGCCCUCGGGGGGCAGGGGCCAAGAGAGCGAGUCGUCUCCUUUGCGGCUGCGCAAGGAGUACGACUCGGGGUCGGGAAGCCGCACCCAGUUGUCCCCGCUGAGGCUACGGAAGGAGUUCGGGGGUUUCAACUCGCACUCAACGGGAGGUUCCUUGACCGAGUCUGUCGACGACGGUGGUGGAGCGAACGGAACCGCGCACGGAGUUGCGGAUGGAGCGGUGUUGUUCGAAGAGACCCCGCCGCCGGAGCUGGGCUUCCCGAGUGAACGGCCGUGGGCCCUCGGGUUCGGGAAUUAGAUCAGAUCACGGUGGCGACGACCGUGCCAACUGAGUCACCGUAGGGUUUUUACUCUGUGUAAUACUAUCGCAAGCUACGCAUUCGGCUAUCAAUAGCGACUUAGCUCUCUGUUGGGAGCGAUGCGAAAAAACAUGUGUUUAUUGUUGUUGGGGUGGGACGUGAAUGCGGUGCUUUGUUGUGUGUGUUGUCCAGUUGGUUUUUGCUCCCAUGUGAAAGUAUUUUGUGGUUUUGGCCCGCGUCAUGUCCUGUCAAGGAGUCUCGUUGUGUUGUGUUGUAAGUUGCUGCGUGUUUUGUUUUCUUCAUCAUUUUAGAAACCGCUCUGGCAUUGGCGCAGCGCUUCCUCUUCACGUGUACUUCUAGGGAGUGAAUUUAUUGUGCCCGCAGUUGUUUUCGCGCGUUUACGAGCGCACCCAUGGUGAAAUGUGGUAAGGUCGAAAGGACCCUGGAAAGAAAACAUCACUCGCGAAACCCCCAAUCCAAGAAGAAGGCCACAACAGGAGUUUUAGACCCCUACCUCGGAGUCCGAGUGUGGGGACACAUUAUUGUCGUUAGUCUGACCGAAUUGGCUUGCGCAAAUUCUUUACCAGCGCUAUGUACAGCCUGUGGCACCCAAUAGAAACGUGUUUUCAAUGUAUGGUGUUCUGAAAAUGUAGAGAGGGAUAUGACAUCGAGGUAUGUCUUUGUCUCAUUGUUUUUUAACAAGAGUCGGCACGUGCAACAGCGGCGUUAGUUUCCUGCCUUAUUUUGCCGUGGGAUAGGCCGAGGUGCCAUGGCAUGUAAACUUCCAUCAGCAGGGUCUGCUGUGUGAGUGUCCCACAGGAGCGGUUUUCAGUUUCGGACGUUUUUCUCGAAGGAGGCG